Molecule: messenger RNA, 1757 nt
Organism: Suncus etruscus (white-toothed pygmy shrew)
Lineage: Eukaryota; Metazoa; Chordata; Mammalia; Eulipotyphla; Soricidae
Gene: PLEKHF2
Product: pleckstrin homology and FYVE domain containing 2
Exons: 2
Coding region: 27-776 (249 amino acids)
Molecular function (GO): phosphatidylinositol binding; metal ion binding
Source: RefSeq, a predicted model, not a curated record
CCGGCCGGGGAGGCUAUUCGCAAAAGAUGGUGGAUCGAUUGGCAAACAGUGAAGCCAACACCAGACGGAUAAAUAUCGUGGAGAACUGUUUCGGCACCGCCGGUCAGCCCCUGACCAUUCCCGGCCGGGUUCUCAUCGGCGAGGGCGUGCUGACCAAGCUGUGCAGGAAGAAGCCCAAGGCCCGGCAGUUCUUCUUAUUCAACGACAUCCUGGUGUACGGGAACAUCGUCAUCCAGAAGAAGAAGUACAACAAGCAGCACAUCAUCCCCCUGGAGAAUGUGACCAUCGACUCGGUCAAGGACGAAGGCGACCUGCGGAAUGGCUGGCUCAUCAAGACGCCCACCAAGUCCUUCGCUGUCUACGCUGCCACGGCCACCGAGAAGUCGGAGUGGAUGAACCACAUUAACAAAUGCGUCACCGACCUGCUGUCCAAGAGCGGCAAGACGCCCAGCAGCGAGCAUGCUGCUGUCUGGGUCCCCGACUCGGAGGCGGCCGUGUGCAUGCGCUGCCAGAAGGCCAAGUUCACGGCUGUCAACCGGCGUCACCACUGCCGCAAGUGUGGCUUCGUGGUGUGCGGGCCCUGCUCGGAGAAGCGCUUCCUGCUGCCUAGCCAGUCCUCCAAACCCGUGCGCAUCUGCGACUUCUGUCACGACCUGCUGUCCGCAGGUGAUGCAGGCUUGGGCCAGCCCGCCGGCUCGGACAGUCACUGCCCACCGCUGCGGGGGCCGCUGAACGAUGCCUCGGACGAUGAUGAUGAUGAUGACAGCAGCGACUGAGGGGGCCCUUGGCCGCCUCGAGCCUAUGGGCAGCCUUUCACCUACGUGCCUCUACAUUCUCGAGGGAGAAUCGCUUUGUCUUCUCCAGUGUUCCCCCCCCCCCUUUCUCUGGGGACAAACCGGUGCCACGGUGUGGGCUGAAUGUCUGGUUUCUCCUUGCGUCAUCAUUCCGGAGGAAUUUGUGUGUGUAGGGGGAGACUGGGGUAAGACGAGGUAUUCGACAGAUCAUGACCCCAUGGUGUCGCUUAUGAGCUGUCCUGGGAAAUGGGAAUGCCCCGAGCUAAGAAGGAUGGGAAGGGAAGAAGGCUGUGUUGAGUUUAUUAUGUGAUGAGCUUUUUAGAUUUUUCUUGCCAUCUCAGCUAGUGAUGCAGACACCAGUAACAGAUACAGGCUUUGGAAUUACUUUCUCUGCCAAGUGGUGCCUUACCCUCAUAGCACUGUUCCUUGGAAUGAGAAGCCCUAUUUUCCUUUCUCACUCUUUACUUUGUGGUGCUCUUGGGGGUGAUAAAGCAAAUGUUUUUUUGAAUGAGUGGUACUUAGAAAAUCCAGCUGCAAAAAACAAACAUACCCGAAAUCUAGAAGUUCUUUAUUCUCUAAGAAUAUUUUUCCAUACUAUAGUUGUGAUUCUAUUUUUAUGUUUUAUAGGUACCAGAUUGUAACUGUCAUCAUUUUCAAUGAAUACUAGGGUGUCUUUCUUAUCAAAUGUCUUAUGGCAUUCAUUUCUACCUUUUGUAAGACUUAUUUUUAGGAAUAAAUUCAUCUUUAAAAUGAUAUCUAGAAUUAAAUAAAUCUUGCCCUUCCAACUAAACAGCCUCUUAGAUCUUACAACAGAGCACAGAUUUGAUUGGAAUGAGAUUUGCAAGAAAUGGGGUCCUGAUGGCCGGGUCCAGACCAGCUCGGUUGAAAUCGAUUCCUCGCUGUGGAGUAUUGUCUCUUUCUAUGCGAAACAAUGUUGAAUUUACAAAUAAAGUAUUAUAUAUU